Messenger RNA from Sitophilus oryzae (rice weevil), 2373 nucleotides. RefSeq names its product rab11 family-interacting protein 2 (gene Rip11). Bases 291 to 1787 code for a protein of 498 amino acids. Lineage: Eukaryota; Metazoa; Arthropoda; Insecta; Coleoptera; Curculionidae. The record is from RefSeq and is a predicted model, not a curated record. The transcript is spliced from 8 exons. Gene Ontology annotation, cellular component: intracellular membrane-bounded organelle. Gene Ontology annotation, biological process: regulated exocytosis. Gene Ontology annotation, molecular function: small GTPase binding.
CUAUCUAUGGGAAAACUGUCACUGUCACAUCUAAAAUUUAAACGUCAGCUUUAAUGGAUGUAUUUUUUGUUCGUAAAUAAAUAGGGUAAUGGGCUAGAAACAUAAGGAGAAAAUUCAUGUACUGUACGUAAAAAUAAUUAAAUUUCUCCAAGACGAUCCAGUAACAGUGAAUUCAAGAGUGCAGAUAAAUAUACACCAUUGUUAAAAACAAAAUCCACGUAUCACCUUUAAUUAUAAAUUCCUUCACAACUUAUUAAAGCAAUUAGUCAUAAUUUUACUAGACGAUAAAGAUGUGGGUCCCAACUCACGUUCAAGUUACAGUCCAGAGGGCAAUAGGAUUACUUACAAAAGGAAAAAAUAAUACAAAUGAUUGCUUUGUAACUAUAGCUCUAGGAAAAAUUAAAUAUCAAACAUCUUUAAAGCAAAAGGCAGGACCAACUGUUGAAUGGCAUGAAGAGUGUGAAUUGCCUAUACCUGACCAAGGAAACACUGCUGAGAUAGUUCUUACAGUUUUACACCAGAAUUUCUUAGGAGCUACUGAAUUUUUAGGCAGGGUAACAAUACCUUUAAAUUCACAAGAAGUUUAUGAGAGACCUAAAAACAAACUAUACACUCUUCAGUCUAAACCUGGUGGUAAAACAAAGGAGAGAGGACAAUUAGAAGUGAAACUUGCGUUCAAUGUAAAGUCUGGGAGUUUAACAAAUCUAAGUAAAAAAGAAAAGCAUAAAUCAUCUUUGGGUGGAUUGUCACAUGUAGCUCAAUCUGUUGGAGGCAGUUUAUUAAGUUUAGGAAGUGCUGAGAAGCGCAAAGGUAUAAAAAAGUUUGCAAAAUCGAUUGGCUCAAAGAUGCACCUGAAAGGCAAGAAAAAAGAUGAAUUUGACGAUGGGGCAUCUUCUAUUGGGAGCGUCGGAAGUCUUAAUAUACGUAGCCAAUCACUAAAUCAAAAAUUUAAAAGUAGACAGACCAUUGAGGACGCUGAUCCAGGAGUAAUGAGCGAUGAAGAUGAAUUUACAUUUGAUGACCUUUCCCAUAAAAGUUCAGCAAGUUCUUUAAGUAUACCUGCACCUUCAGUUAAUACAUCACCAGCGCUAGUCAACAGGACUGCUCAAGAAAAUUUACCAAGUGUACCAUCACCUACAGCAUCACAAAUUAAAAGUCAAACACUGCCACCUGCUAAACCACCUAGAUCUGAACCCAAACCCUCUCAAGAUGAAUGGGAAUCCAAGUUAUUUGGACAUUCUAAACCAAGAGGUAACUUAAGGCCCGGUUCAAAUGAGUCACUGAACAGAAGAUCAUGGGAUUCUUCCAAAUUAGCAUCACAAAUAGUUGAAGAGACUGAAUAUUUAGACGUUCCAUCCAGGAAUGAAGAUGCCAUUAGUAUUAAGUCCACACCAGAACCCUCUAAAAAGGAAGAGAAAGACGGAAUGUACCAGAAAUUAAAAAAUAGUUUUAAGAAAGAUAAAGACAAGAAUGAUGUAGUAGACAAACGUGAAAAAUAUGCUGGUAAUUCUCAUGAACGUAUUAUUAUAGGCGGAGAACGUGAACAUAUUCCUAUACAUACUAGCCACAUAUCAAGUGAACUUCUCCAGAAAUUUGAAGGGAAGACCAGAGAGGAUUUAAUCCUAGCUUUGGUGGAAACGCAGAGUGAUUUAGAAAAACAGAAACGAAAAUUGAAGGAUCUUGAAGAUUAUUUAGAUGAUUUGCUACUAAGAGUUAUGGAGACAACACCAAGAAUUUUACAAAACCCUUAUGUAACGUAUCAACUUUCCCAAAAACAGUUUUUAUAAAUCACUUGUUUAGCUUUAAUAUUUCUCAUUUUUGAAACUCUGAUAAAAAUCCUCUGUUGGUGAAAUAAAAAUACAUAAUGACAAUGUUCAAAGUUAAUAGUAUUACUCCACAUAUAAUUUAUUUUUAUGAGAAAUAAUAAAUGAGAUAAAAUUUGACUCCCAAAUAGUGCCUAUGCGAUAUAUGUUUUUUAUUAUUGUUAGUGACGAAAUUCAAACUGUGAUUACAAAGCUUCACAUUUUUGAAAGUAUUUACAAAGUCUUAGAUAAAAUUAACAGUGUAAUUCAAGUUUUGUUGUGGGAUUUCAGUCUUUGCCUUGUAACCUUAAAUUUUCUGAAGUAACUAAAUCAGGACUCAUGAAUAUAAUAAUUGUAUUGAAUUAUUCAUCUAAAUAUCAAUGACUCUUAAAAAUCUCUUAAUUAACAAUAUUGAAAAUACCUUGAACUUCACAUGCCAGACACUGAAAUCCCACUGUGUAUACUUUUAUUAUUUUAGUAUCUAACACGUACAUAUAUGUAUGUAUAUGUUAUUUUGACUUACUAACAAACUUUUAAAUAUAAUAUUGGAAUGACUCCAAUUUGAGAAUGA